AUGAAGCUCCUCGCCUCUACCGUCCUACUGGGCGCUGCUUCGGCCACCAUCACCAACCAGCAGUCUAUCCUUAAAGACGGCCAGAAUCUCCUUCACGAUUCUGCGGAGCCAGUCGCUAAUGCCUGGUCAAAGGCGCUCGGCCAUCUGGCCGAGUCGAUGAAAGAAAUGACUGCCGAGGCCAAGGCCAUCUGGGACGAGGUUACCAUGUACUUCCCCGAAGAGAUGGAGAAGGCAACCUUCUUCUCCGCCCCAAAGCCACACACCAAGAAGCCCGACAGCGCCUGGGACUUCGUUGUCAAAGGCUCUGAUGUCCAGAAUGUCUGGGUCGAGAACGCCAAUGGCGAAAAGGAGCGAGAGAUUGACGGAAAGCUCGAAUCAUACAAGCUACGAGCCAAGCACGUUGAUCCUUCGAAGCUCGGUGUCGACACUGUCAAGCAAUACAGCGGUUACCUCGAUGACGACGAGGAUGAUAAGCAUCUGUUCUAUUGGUUCUUCGAGUCCCGAAACGACCCCGAGAAAGACCCAGUAGUUCUUUGGCUCAACGGUGGCCCUGGAUGCUCGUCCCUUACCGGUCUCUUCCUGGAACUUGGACCUGCCUCAAUCGACAAGAACCUCAAGCUCCAUAAUAACCCGUACUCCUGGAAUGCAAAUGCCUCGGUUAUCUUCCUUGACCAGCCAGUCAAUGUCGGCUACUCUUACAGUGGCGGUUCUGUCAGCAACACUAUUGCCGCCGGCAAGGACGUCUACGCUCUCCUUACCCUCUUCUUCAAGCAAUUCCCGGAAUACGCGAAGCAGGACUUCCACAUCGCUGGCGAGUCAUACGCCGGUCACUAUAUACCAGUCUUUACCUCCGAGAUUCUCUCGCACAAGAAGCGCAACAUCAACCUGAAGUCUGUCCUGAUUGGCAACGGCUUGACUGAUGGACUUACACAGUAUGAAUACUACAAGCCAAUGGCCUGUGGAGAGGGUGGAUACCCAGCUGUUCUUGACUCUGGGGAGUGUCAGGCUAUGGAAAACGCACUUCCACGUUGUCAGAGCCUGAUUCAGAGCUGCUACGAUAGUGAGAGUGUCUGGUCCUGUGUUCCUGCCAGCAUCUACUGCAACAACGCCAUGAUCGGUCCCUACCAAAAAACCGGCCAAAACGUCUAUGACAUUCGAGGACAAUGUGAGGACACGAGCAAUCUCUGCUACUCUGCUCUUGGCUGGAUCAGCGAAUUCUUGAACAAGGCUGAAGUCCAAAAGGAGCUGGGUGUCGAGGUCAGCAGCUACGACAGCUGUAACUUCGAUAUCAACCGAAACUUCCUCUUUCAAGGUGACUGGAUGCAGCCAUUCCACCGUCUUGUGCCAGGUAUCCUUGAGCAGAUCCCAGUCCUGAUUUAUGCUGGGGAUGCCGACUUCAUCUGUAACUGGCUCGGGAACCAAGCUUGGACCGAGGCCCUCGAGUGGCCUGGACAAAAGGCCUUCAACAAGGCCGAGAUCAAGGAUAUCAAGCUUGACAACGGCGAUAAGUACGGAAAGAUCAAGAACAGUGGAAACUUCACUUUCCUCCAGAUCUUCGGUGCUGGCCACAUGGUUCCUAUGGAUCAACCUGAGGCGUCCUUGGACUUCCUCAACAGAUGGAUAGGUGGAGAGUGGUUCUAG
This is a messenger RNA of Drepanopeziza brunnea f. sp. 'multigermtubi' MB_m1, 1641 nucleotides long. RefSeq lists its product as uncharacterized. Gene Ontology annotation, biological process: proteolysis. NCBI's taxonomy places the organism in Eukaryota, Fungi, Ascomycota, Leotiomycetes, Helotiales, Drepanopezizaceae. Gene Ontology annotation, molecular function: serine-type carboxypeptidase activity. Gene Ontology annotation, cellular component: fungal-type vacuole. The record is from RefSeq and is a predicted model, not a curated record.